Messenger RNA from Sitophilus oryzae (rice weevil), 2835 nucleotides. It is a transcript of the gene wcy, whose product is annotated as WW domain-containing adapter protein with coiled-coil homolog. The transcript is spliced from 11 exons. NCBI's taxonomy places the organism in Eukaryota, Metazoa, Arthropoda, Insecta, Coleoptera, Curculionidae. Bases 199 to 1947 code for a protein of 582 amino acids. The record is from RefSeq and is a predicted model, not a curated record. Gene Ontology annotation, molecular function: chromatin binding; RNA polymerase II complex binding. Gene Ontology annotation, cellular component: nucleus. Gene Ontology annotation, biological process: regulation of autophagy; positive regulation of TORC1 signaling.
UGACAUCAUCCAAUGAGGCGACGAGGAAAUAUUAGGAGCAUUUGCCCACCUUCAGCUGAAAAUUGUUCCCUUCGUGACAUGGCGUCUGAGAGGAAAGUCAGUUUCUAAACGGUUUAAAAGUCUCUGUUAUUUUUAUGACAUCAUUUUACGCAAGGGCUUGUUGUAAAAGCCGCAAACAUUUUCUAGAUUCUUGCAUUGAUGGUAAUGCAUGCAAGGAAAACGCAACGGAUGAGCGAUGGGUACUUCGAGAAGCACCAAACCCAUCCCUAUCAGAACUCGAAAUAUGGCUCGUCGAAAAAUUAUCCUUCGAGCAGUGAGAGGUACGAGAAGUUUCGAGACUCGCCCAAUGGUAAUUACAGGUCGGAUAGUCCUCCCGAGUCCCAGUCUCCGAGAGAACGUGACAGAUCCUAUCAGUCGUCGAAGAGCUCCUAUGUACAAAAAAUCCGCGAAAAGGAGAGAGAAAAUAGAGACUAUAAGACGUCCCGAGAUAAGUACUCUGAUGGCGCCAGAUCGCCCAAGGAAAAGCGAAGCAGAGAAUCAGAUCACAGAUCCAACAGCGAUCGAAACGAAGACAAAAGUAUUCUACAUCCCAUAAAGAUGUCGCAGCUAUCUCGAGAUCGGAAACCAGUUCAUAACAAUUGCGCCGAUAAGAGAGACGACAGGGAGCGGGUACCGAAAGUGGGCGACUGGUCGGAACAUGUGAGUUCGUCGGGCAAAAAGUAUUACUAUAACUGUAAGACGGAAGUGUCCCAGUGGGAAAAGCCCAGAGAAUGGACGGACAGGGAGCGCGAGAGAAUUCGGGCGAGGGAGAGCAGGGAGAGAGAAGAGCGGGAGAGGGAGGAGGCGGCGGCACAGGGAUCGGGAGAGAGGCGAAGCAGGGACGGAUCGAGGUACAGGGACGGGUCGAGUCGAUCAAGUACACGUCACGAGAAACAUUCCAACUCUCGAGGCUCAAAUGGCAGCGGUAGUAGCAGGGACACCUCUCGCCAUUGGAGUAAUAGCAGCUCUAGUCGUGAGACCCCGGAAGGGCCUCCCAAAGAUGGUCCAUCGGAUUGGGGUUCCAGUUCCAGAAGACAUUCAAAUCCUGAUAAUUCAGUGCAAUCAGCCUCAUCUGCCCAAGAUAUGGAUAUCUCUCCAGGGGACAGCACGCCUACUUCUGAGGUGUCAUAUGGUCCCAGUUCGGCACACCAACCUCCUCUCGUCGUCGAACAGCCCGUCAUAGGCCCUGUCCUGUUGGCCAACGCCCUGCCCCGGCUCUCGUCCCACCCGACGACCACGCCUAUCGGCCUCCUCGCCACGUCCGCGCCGUCGCACUCGGCCGGCAACGCCCUAGCGACGUCGGGCGUGGGCGUGUCUCCGCCACCGCAGAACGCGACCAUCACGUCGCAGCCGGGCGCUGCCAACGCUCCCGGCCCGCCGGGUUCCUCGCGCCUCUGUCCUGCUGACGGCGACUGUAAGAAGGCGGAACCUUUGUGUGUCGACACCAGCCAGAACGGCGGGGGCGUGGCCUGCGAUGGUCCGCCCACUCCGACGCAUUCGGAAGUUCCAGAAUGUUCUAAAGUGGUCGCAAUUACAGGCAGUCCCCCGGCGGGGAGUCUGCCCCCCAUGGCAGGCGUGUCGAGUUCGCUGCAGGCCCUCAGGCCUCAAGGGCCCACUAUCACGCCUUCGUUAGCUAACCAUUACCGAGAUGACUUGGUGAAUCACGUAAGGGGAUGGCCUGCGGAAAUUUUAGAAAAACAGGCACAGAAGUUGGCCGACGAAGCACACAUUAUGGGUAGUAUACAAUGUUCCAAAGUUUCAGCUGAAUUAAAAUCUGCAAGAUCGAUAGUUCGUCUUACGGAAAUUCAAGCCACAUUACAAGAACAAAGAAUAUUGUUUUUACGUCAACAGAUUAAAGAAUUAGAAGAACUGAAGUCUCAAAAUUCGUUCAUGUCAGACGAUUCUUAGUGUGUAACAAAAUAAUUUACUGUAAAAAAAGUGGGCUAAACAUUAUGUUUUAGUGAGUAAUUUCGCAAUUACUGAUACGUUUUUGUAGUAUCUAUGAUACUGUUCGUUUCCCGCGUUCUCCAUUACGUUUCCAUCAAAUUGACCUUAUUUGGGACCACCAAUUUCACUAAAUUUAUCACCCUAAAGCUUCAUUCAGGACCUCAAAAUUAGCGGUUUCAAUUGACGUAGAUAUUUGUUCCUGUAAUUUCAGUGUAAGCAUUAAGAACGUCAAAUUGAGCAGUAGUACUUUUCAAUUAGCAGAAAAAGUUAAAAAAAAAACAUUUUCUAUUAGGUAUAAUCGAAAAUGCUAUUGCGCAUGAGUGGGUAUGUCAUUUUGGCCUUUGAUUAUCUGUCCAGAGAAAUUGUGGUUAGAAAUAAAAAGUUUAUUAAUUUGUAAACUAAUUAUUAGGUUUCUCUAUGGAUGCAACUGACUAACGCAAGCUGUUGCUAGGAUAUUGUAUUAAUUUUAAUUGUAUUUUUGUAGAUAAAGUGAAUGAUCGUAAAUUUUAAAGUAUAAAGCUUCAUUCAGAACCUCGCAAUUAGUUGAGUAAAUUAGUGGUUUCAAUUAGUGUAGAAGUUUGUUCCUUUAAUUCCAAUGUAAGAAUUCAGAACGUCUACAUUAGUGGUAGUCAUUUUCAAUAGGUAGAAAAAGUUGACAUACUUUAGCUUUUCCACUAAUUAUACUUCAAAAUUUGGGAGGAAUGCCAUUUUGACGUUUGAUUAUGAUUCAUCAAGAGAAAUUGUGGUUAGAAAUCAAAAGUUUAUUGUUUUAUAAGCUAAAUAUUUGGCUUUCUCGAUGGAUACAACCAUAGACUUAAAAUAAAAUAUAGACUCCACUAUUUAUAUCUA